AUGAAGAGGAUGAAGAGCGCCAGGGGCCCCGCCGGCUCGGGGGCGGAAGACGAGGAGGGGCCACACUCCGACUUGGCCGAUGUAGAGGAUUCUUCUGCAAAGGCCCUUGUUAGUCUAAAAGAAGGAGGCUUGACGCACACGUGGAAUGAAAAAUACAGUUCGCCGCAGAAAACUCCCACCUGGAAAGGAGGAAACAGCCCUGCUGCUGAUGUACCCCAUAGGAGCUCCAAGCGAAGCCGGCUUGUUUGUGAGGAAGAGGAACGUCAGAUAAAACACCAGAUCACCAAAAAGAAACCAGAAAACAGCCAUUGUAGCACAGAAGUUUACAUCCACCACAACUACUCCAGUGAAAAAAGCAUCUCAGAAAAUCGGCUACAGGCUGCGAAAUCUACUGAAACUACCCAAAGCACAUAAAUGGUGUAUAUACGAAUGGUUUUAUUCCAAUAUUGACAAACCCCUCUUUGAAGGUGAUAAUGAUUUCUGUGUGUUUGCCUAAAAGAGUCUUUCCCAAAUCUCAAAACAAGGAAACUAACCAGAGUGGAAUGGGGCAAAAUCAGACGGCUUAUGGGGAAGCCACGAAGAUGUUCUGCCGCAUUCUUCGAGGAAGAGCGAUCGGCUCUGGAACAGAAACGACAGAAAAUACGCCUCUUACAGCAGAGGAAGGUAGCAGACGUCUCUCAGUUCAAGGAUCUACCAGAUGAAAUUCCCCUCUCUCUGGUUAUUGGGACUAAAGUUACAGCUCGGUUACGAGGAAUACACGAUGGCUUGUUCACUGGUCAGAUCGAUGCUGUAGACACCCAAAAUUCCACUUACAGGGUCACAUUUGAUAGAAAUGGACUCGGUACACAUACAAUCCCAGACUAUGAAGUCCUGAGCAAUGAGCCACAUGAAACAAUGCCCAUCGCUUCCUUUGGACAAAAACAGCGGCCUUCCCGAAUGUUCAUGACUCCACCACGGUUACAGUACCCUCCACCUGUCCAGUCACCCAUUAUGGAAAGUGAUACCUUGCUGGCACAAUCUCCCUGGAAAAGCAAAUCAUCCAUCACAGACAAUAACACAAUAGGGGGAUUUCCAGUGGAAUUCCUUGUUCAGGUGACAAGGUUAUCAAAGAUCCUUAUGAUCAAGAAAGAACACAUCAGGCAACUAAAAGACAUGAACACAGAAGCAGAAAAACUGAAAUCCUAUUCUGCUCCUAUUGGUAUUGAGUUUCAGAGGAGAUAUGCAACCCUUGUUCUGGAACUGGAACAACUCAAUAAGGAUCUUAAUAAGGUUCUCCAUAAGGUUCAACAGUACUGCUAUGAGCUUGCUCCAGAUCAGGGCCUUCAACCAGCAAACCAGCCAACAGAUAUGAGGCGGCGUUGUGAGGAAGAUGCCCAAGAGAUGGUCCGCCAAGCCAACACCUCCAACGGUCAGCCAUGUGUACAGAACGAGAGCCUAACAGACCUCAUAUCCCGACUCACCGCUAUCCUCCUACAGAUCAAAUGCCUGGCAGAAGGAGGAGACCUGAAUUCUUUUGAAUUUAAAUCUUUAACAGAUUCUAUUAAUGAUAUAAAGAGUUCUAUAGACCCUUCAAAUAUCAGCUGUUUUCAGAAUAAUGUGGAGAUCCACGUAGCACAUAUCCAGAGUGGCCUGAGUCAAAUGGGAAAUCUCCAUGCCUUCUCAGCCAAUAAUACCAACAGGGACUGA
Staurois parvus is the source of this 1686-nucleotide messenger RNA. The record is from the annotation of a GenBank genome assembly. Lineage: Eukaryota; Metazoa; Chordata; Amphibia; Anura; Ranidae.